Pisolithus orientalis is the source of this 2769-nucleotide messenger RNA. RefSeq lists its product as uncharacterized. Bases 195 to 2321 code for a protein of 708 amino acids. The record is from RefSeq and is a predicted model, not a curated record. Lineage: Eukaryota; Fungi; Basidiomycota; Agaricomycetes; Boletales; Pisolithaceae. The transcript is spliced from 4 exons.
UUGUUCAGCAUAGGAAAGUCCACGGAACUUCAGCCGGGUACCAUCCCUCACCACGCGGACGACACGCCACCCUGUGCUAGAUUUCAUAUUAUCGUCGCUGACGACCGGUCUUAAAGUCCUCCAUCCGUGUGCCCAUAGCCCCCUGCCUACCAUCCCCGUACACCGGUUUGUGUGGAUCGUAGCUGUCGCCAACGAUGCCCAACACAUUUACCUCAGUCGUGCAGUUCUCGCAUAUUCAAGCUACAAAAGUAUCCAAGUGUCAAAGACUUAGGGUGCAGGUUUCCCUAGACGGCGAGGUGCAAGAAUCGCAGGAGAGUAUCAUGGAUGACGGUAUACACGAAUGGCGGGAACCGUUCUCCUUUCAUGCCGAUUCCAGCUCACAAUGUGAAAUCAACCUCAUAGCCAUGAAAAAGAACUUUUUUUGUUGGUCGUGUGGCUACAAAACUGUUCGCAAAACGCGUCUCCACACCCUUGCCGACUUGUUUGACGCGAGCAACAAUGGGGUGGUUAAACUUCCAUUGUUCGAUUCAAAAGCAGACAAAAACGGGGUUAUAACGGGAAACGUCAUAUUCAUGAUCGCAAACAAGCCUCUCGCCAAGCGGUCAAAUACACGUGACAUGGAUUCUCUCAGGGUAUCGGGGACAGCAUCAGUGCAGGCCUCCCCCUUCGAGAUGGUGGUUUCGGAAAAGCUUCCAUCGGUGGAAGCUGAGUUAGAACUUACCGGGAAUGGGACACGCUCGCCACCCCCUGAGGCUCCCACGCUUAACGUGUCACCCCUGCCCUUAGCUUCACGCUACGCAUCGUAUGCCUCUCCGCAGCCAUCGCCAUCCGGCGUGCCUUCGCCUGAUGUCCCCACCCCGCGGCAUCUCGUCAUUCCCCCUAUUCUGCCCCCAGACCCACACUCUCAAUUACCUCAGUCGGCAACAGUUCCAUCUCCCACUUGGCCUGGGGUUGAUCAGUUGCCGGUUAGAAUCCAGGCUCACGGCGACCCAAGUGGACGGCUCUCCGAUGUCGCUACUUCAGACCGUUCUCCUCUGGCCGCACUUCCUUCCUUCGAGCGAGAGAACUUAGGCUCACCAGAAUCUGCAACCUUUACUGGUGUAUUGUGUGAACCUCCGGAUGACUUCAUUCCUGAUGUGGCCGUAAUACCUUGUGCAGAACCGCAGGACGCAAUCGGACCCAUUAAUAUCAUCAUAUCCUCUUCGUCACGCAGUGGUUCCCCCCUUUCCCCUCCCGGUGGACCUGAGAGCAGCAGCAAAAGGUCUCAUGUGGUCUCCGGUUUCCUUCACGUAGAUACUAGGGCAACAAGCACCGAGUCCUUGGACCGGGCCGGUGGACAUUCAUCCACCACCAGUUCGCAGCCCACGACGUCUACCACUCAUACCAGCGACAUCAUCUCUCCGUUUUCCCGCACUUCCGUAUUGGGCACACCCAGCACCGCUGCAACUAGCCCUUCGUCCCCUUCCGUAAAGCUACCCACUUCUCCCGCGAGACAGCACAAACAACUACCCAAAAUCGACACCAGCUGCGCAGGUCCGAGAGGCCAAGUGAGAAAGUACACGGUACCACCUGUCAAUUCCCCUACUAAACUGCGUAACGCAUCGCUCGACCUUCCUCGUCAGGAGCUAUCCGAGAGGUUGGAGUACAAUCCCUCCACGUAUUCCAUCCCCCCGUCCGUUUCUUCUCGCAACUACAAACCACCCUCGGAAAGAUGUCCAUCCACGCAACGCCCCGCCAGCAGACAAGGUUUUCAAGCUAGCCCUCGUGCUACGAGCAUUCGCCGAAAACAACUCGAAUACGAUGACAACCAGAUAUGUCUCGACACAGCCAACCCGAACGAGCAGGAAGUUGCAGCUUUCUUCCAAGAAGUCGACGCCGCAUUGUCUGCAAUGUCAACUCGCUCUGUAGCCGUGUCUUCAGACGGACCCGCUUACUUGAGCGUUCCCAACACCGGCAGAGCAUCCGGUCCCCAGAGCCGUCGGCCUUCACGUCAGCAGUUACGCGGCGACUUUAUGACCCACGCUAUGAACCAAUCUUCGCAUCCUGACUGUCCGCCUUCGCGAUUCGCAACGCCGUUGUUGGGACCAAUGGGUGACUCGUGCAGCCUUUUUGUCCCGCAGAACAUUUCACGCCCGAAACUUAUACACUCCUGUUCGGAUGUUAACUCUGGCACAGGACCGCUGAUUUUUGUGGAAUGUAACGACGAGGAAUCCACUACAUUGGUUGCAGGGUCAAGGACGAACAGCCGACCACAAGGCAUGUUUCGAGUACCUUCCGAUCUUGUAUCGCAAGGUACAUCCCCACGGCGACCUUCGCGUUAAAACAUUGCCGUUCAACAGUUGUUUCCUGCGCUUGUAGCGGCGGUUUCUUUCCGAAUCAUGUUUGCAUACCUGACCCUCCCUUCGGCGAUGUCAACGGUAAUGAAAACUUUGUGGAAUACGCGGACAUCGAAAACAACCGUCUUCCGAAUCCCCACAUAGUUCGUACAUACCAUCUCCGUUCAGUCCCUGCAUCAGAGAAACGAUUUCUGGAGAUAUGCACAGAAGCUGCCUGUAUUAUGAAGGGAAGGUGUGCUUUCUUCUGAUAUGCCCGCCUGUCGUGUUUAACCUUAGCCCGGUGCUAAAGCUUUAUCUAUACAAUUAUCUGGACGAUCACUGUAUUGUAACACACCUCUUAACUACUAAGUAAUUUGCGACCAGUGUAACAUAUCUACUCGUGUACUUGUAAUAUCAAUUUGAAGACUAGUCCGAACUGAUCACGAGUACACUC